This is a messenger RNA of Cricetulus griseus (Chinese hamster), 7719 nucleotides long. NCBI's taxonomy places the organism in Eukaryota, Metazoa, Chordata, Mammalia, Rodentia, Cricetidae. The record is from RefSeq and is a predicted model, not a curated record.
AUACUGUCCCCCUCUCCUUCCUUUUUGUGUUGUCCUUAGCCUUUGCUGUCUGUUGCUCCCACAGAGUUCCUUCUAUUGUUUCCUUUCUUCCUUAUUUCCUCCCUGCUCUACAUGUCAUCUCCUUUCUUUCCAUUCAGGACUAUGAGAGCAAACUGCAGGCCUUGCAGAGGCAGGUCGAGACUCGCUCUCUGGCAGCAGAAACAACGGAAGAGGAGGAGGAGGAGGAGGAGGAAGUUCCUUGGACACAGCAUGAGUUUGAGUUGGCUCAGUGGGCCUUCCGGAAAUGGAAGUCUCACCAGUUUACUUCAUUGAGAGACUUACUCUGGGGCAAUGCAGUAUACCUAAAGGAAGCCAAUGCCGUCAGUGUGGAACUGAAAAAGAAGGUGCAGUUUCAGUUUGUUCUGCUGACUGAUACACUGUACUCCCCUCUGCCUCCUGAAUUACUUCCCACGGAGAUGGAAAAAACUCACGAGGACAGACCUUUCCCUCGUACGGUGGUGGCAGUGGAAGUCCAGGAUCUGAAGAACGGAGCAACACAUUAUUGGUCUUUGGAUAAACUCAAGCAGAGACUGGAUUUAAUGCGGGAGAUGUAUGACAGAGCAGGCGAAAUGGCUUCUGGUGCCCAAGACGAAAGCGAAACGACCAUGACCGGCAGCGAUCCAUUCUAUGAUCGGUUCCACUGGUUCAAACUUGUGGGAAGCUCCCCUAUUUUCCACGGCUGUGUGAAUGAGCGCCUUGCCGACCGCACACCCUCCCCCACUUUUUCCACGGCCGAUUCCGACAUCACUGAACUGGCUGACGAACAGCAGGAUGACAUGGAGGAUUUUGAUGAUGAGGCAUUCGUGGAUGACACCGGCUCUGACGCAGGGACGGAAGAGGGAUCAGAUCUCUUCAGUGAUGGGCAUGACCCAUUUUACGACCGAUCCCCUUGGUUCAUUUUAGUAGGAAGGGCAUUUGUCUACUUGAGCAACCUGCUGUACCCGGUGCCCCUGAUUCACAGGGUGGCCAUUGUCAGUGAGAAGGGGGAAGUGAGGGGAUUUCUGCGUGUGGCUGUGCAAGCCAUUGCAGCGGAUGAAGAAGCUCCUGAUUAUGGCUCUGGAAUUCGACAGUCAGGAACAGCUAAAAUAUCUUUUGAUAACGAGUACUUUAAUCAGAGUGACUUUUCUUCAGUUGCAAUGACUCGCUCUGGUCUGUCUUUGGAGGAGCUGAGGAUUGUGGAAGGACAGGGUCAGAGUUCUGAAGUUACCACUCCUCCAGAAGAAGUCAAUCGAAUGAAUGACUUGGAUUUGAAGUCAGGCACUUUGCUGGAUGGGAAGAUGGUGAUGGAAGGAUUUUCUGAAGAGAUUGGUAAUCACCUGAAACUGGGCAGUGCCUUCACUUUCCGAGUGACUGUGCUGCAGGCCAGUGGGAUCCUUCCAGAGUAUGCAGACAUCUUUUGUCAGUUCAACUUUUUGCAUCGACAUGAUGAAGCCUUCUCCACUGAACCCCUCAAAAACAAUGGAAGAGGAAGUCCCCUGGGCUUUUACCAUGUACAGAAUAUCGCAGUGGAGGUCACUGAGUCAUUUGUGGACUACAUCAGAACCAAGCCCAUCGUAUUCGAAGUCUUCGGGCAUUACCAGCAGAACCCACUCCAUCUGCAAGGACAAGAUCUUAACAGUCCACCUCAGCCUUCUCGGAGAUUCUUCCCACCGCCCAUGCCACUCUCCAAACCAGUUCCAGCCACCAAGUUAAAUACCAUGAACAAAACCAGCCUUGGGCAGAGCAUGAGCAAGUAUGACCUUCUGGUGUGGUUUGAGAUCAGUGAACUGGAGCCUACAGGAGAGUAUAUUCCAGCUGUGGUUGACCAUACAGCAGGCUUACCCUGCCAGGGGACAUUUUUGCUGCACCAGGGCAUCCAGCGACGGAUCACCGUGACAAUUAUCCAUGAGAAGGGCAGUGAGCUCCACUGGAAAGAUGUGCGUGAGCUGGUGGUAGGUCGGAUUAGGAAUAAACCUGAGGUGGAUGAGGCUGCAGUUGAUGCUAUCCUUUCCCUAAACAUCAUCUCUGCCAAGUCCCUGAAGUCCUCCCACAGCUCAAGCAGGACCUUCUACCGUUUUGAGGCUGUAUGGGACAGUUCCUUACAUAACUCUCUCCUUCUGAACCGAGUGACACCGUAUGGAGAAAAGAUCUACAUGACCUUAUCUGCUUAUCUGGAGUUGGAUCAUUGCAUCCAGCCGGCUGUCAUCACCAAGGAUGUGUGCAUGGUCUUCUAUUCCCGAGAUGCCAAGAUCUCACCACCACGUUCUCUGCGAAGUCUGUUUGGUAGUGGUUACUCAAAGUCACCAGACUCCAACCGAGUUACUGGAAUUUAUGAACUGAGCUUAUGCAAAAUGGCAGAUACUGGUAGUCCAGGCAUGCAGAGGCGGAGAAGAAGAGUCUUGGACACCUCUGUGGCGUAUGUGCGGGGUGAGGAGAACCUAGCAGGCUGGAGACCUCGUGGGGACAGCCUCAUCCUGGAGCACCAGUGGGAGCUGGAGAAGCUGGAGCUGCUGCACGAGGUGGAAAAAACUCGACACUUCUUGCUGCUUCGGGAUAGACUUGGUGACAGCAUACCCAAGUCUCUGAGUGACUCAUUGUCCCCCAGCCUCAGCAGUGGGACCCUCAGUACCUCUACCAGUGUGUCUUCUCAGAUCUCAACCACCACCUUCGAAAGCGCCAUCACACCUAGUGAGAGCAGUGGCUAUGACUCAGCAGACAUUGAAAGCCUGGUAGACCGAGAGAAAGAACUGGCUACAAAGUGCCUGCAGCUUCUCACCCAUACUUUCAACCGAGAAUUCAACCAGGUACAUGGCAGCAUCAGUGACUGUAAGUUGUCUGAUAUCUCUCCAAUUGGAAGGGAUCCCUCUGUGUCCAGUUUUAGCAGUUCUACCCUCACUCCCUCCUCCACAUGCCCCUCUCUGGUGGACUCAAGGAGCAACUCAAUGGAUCAGAAGACCCCAGAAGCCAACUCUCGUGCCUCUAGUCCCUGCCAAGAAUUUGAACAGUUUCAGAUCAUCCCAACUGUGGAGACACCCUAUUUGGCCCGAGCAGGAAAACAUGAAUUUCUCAAUCUUGUCCCAGACAUUGAAGAAGUGAGAGCAGGGUCAGUGGUAUCUAAGAAGGGAUACCUGCAUUUCAAGGAGCCACUUUCCAGCAACUGGGCUAAGCAUUUCGUUGUGGUUCGUCGCCCUUAUGUCUUCAUCUAUAACAGUGACAAAGACCCAGUAGAGCGUGGCGUCAUUAACCUGUCUACAGCCCAGGUGGAGUACAGUGAGGACCAGCAGGCCAUGGUGAAGACACCUAACACCUUUGCUGUGUGCACAAAGCACCGCGGGGUCCUUUUGCAAGCUCUCAACGACAAGGACAUGAGUGACUGGUUAUAUGCCUUUAACCCACUUUUGGCUGGCACAAUAAGGUCAAAACUCUCUCGCAGAUGCCCGAGCCAGCUGAAAUACUAAACAAUUCUGCUGAGCCUUGCUCGCCUUCGACAGAUAAAGAAAGUGUUACCUCUCAUUCUCUUUGUGAUCCUUAACGGUUAUUCUUGUAUGUAAUCCUGUGGCUUAGCUACUUUUCUCUUUCAUCCAGCACUUCUCCAGCUCUCCUGUUCCCUAUCUCCAUGGUUCUGUACUCUUCUUUUUCUUGUGCUAAGACUUGUAGCAUGUGGCCUAACAAAAGGGGAAAAAACACUACACAUAUUCAUAUACACUCACACUCACCCAAACCCUGAGGGGAUCCAGCAAAUCUCCAAAUUAUUUUCCAGUGUACUUCAGCUUCUUUUUGAAUGGUAGAUCCCUCCAUAAUCUCUGUCUGUCUGUUGUCUCUGUAUAGCUCUGGUUUUCUGGGUAACUUCUCUCUCUGUCUCUGUUUCUGUCUCUCUCUCUCUGUCUCUCUCUGUCUCUCUCUGUCUCUCUGUCUCUCUCUCUGUCUCUCUGUCUCUCUCUCUCUCUCUCUCUCUCUCUCUCUCUCUCUCUCUCUCUCUUUCUUAUCCUAUUUAUGAUACUACUGCUUUUUCCUGGAUGGCUUAGAGACUACGGGAGGAGACAUUUGGCAAGUCAGCCCUUGAGAAAAAAAAAAAAACAAAAAAACUUGCUUUCCCUCCUAUCUUUUGUUGUUGUUGUUGUUGUUGUUGUUGUUGGCUAAUCCCUGCAUUUCCAUUCAGGGAAAGCUGUGGAAAGCUCAGAAAUGGGAUUGAAUUCUCUGUCCAAAUCAGGGCUUAGAGCAUAGAUUUAGAGUGGAAGAGAAGGAAGGGUCUGUGAUAGGCCUGCAGCGGCCGCUGCUGCUGGCCCUUUAAGGCCAGGCUGCUGCAGUAGGUCGGGCAGUGGCUCAGGAGAGUAACCCUUAGAUGAUGGCUGUGGUUACUCACAGCGGAAACUGCAGACUUUCUGUUGCGCAUCGGGAAGGAGGCUUUUGUCUAGGAGUUUCCCAACUCUGUCCUCAGCAUUCCUGGUACUGGCGACACUGUUUGGAAUUAUGUGAUGCCAUGAACAAAUACAUUCCCCACAGAGGGGAGUGGGGAGUGUUUGACUUCUGGGAGAAACUGGAGCAAGGUUGCUGUGAGAGUGCUGAGUGCAGCUUGUGAUUGUUGUAGCUCCCUUUGAUCAAAGAAUUGUAGCUUCAGUAUAAACUUUGAAGUCACCAUCGGAAUCCAGUGGCCAUUCCCAAUAAUGCUUGUCCCUUAUAAACCAACAUGGCAGGCUGUGUUUUCUGGAUGCCAGAAUUGACCAGUCCCCACCACCAUUCUAAACAAAUCAGAAGACACUUAGGGAUGAGGAGUGUCCUCAGCUGUCUGGUGGCUUGCUGUUGGAUCCUGACCUGUCCCCCACAUGAUUUGGAAAUGCCCCCUUAGAAAGAAGAAGAGCUCCCUGCUCCCAGUUUCUGUGGCUUCUCACAAACCAGGCCAGGGUUCAAAAGACCAUCAGAAAAUAGUGCUCUUCUUUUACCUGCCCGAAAGUGUGAGGGGCCUGAGCAGGGCACAGAAAGCCCUGGUUUGGCUCCUUCCGUUACUUGGCCAGUGACUGGGGCUCAUUCAUGCUGCUGUGUACAGGUCUUGCCAGCCUGUUUUUUCACCCCCACUCUGGGAGGGCCUCCACCCGAGUGUAGUGGUAGGAUGGAUUUCCCUGCUUGGCUCACUCUCCACAGCAGAGCAGCCACUAGGGAGGCCUGGGGGCAUGUAGCCCUUGCCUCUGACCUCUCAGUUGGGCUUCUCUUUGAAGAACAGGACUCCCAGCUCCCUUUGUUACUGUUGCCUUGCAAAGAAGAGGAAAAGUGGACCAUGAAGAAAAGAAAGGGCAGAAAUCAGACUGUUUUUAUCUAAAAAAUGAUCAACAAAUACUUUGGUGGGUUUUUAAAACUUUGUUUCUCUUCUUCAAGCAUAGGUCACUAACUGUAAUGUUACUUGUUUUCUAAGCAUAUGUAUGAGGGUUUUAAUGUAGUUAGAAGUCUCUGUUGUCUAAUGGAUACAACAUGCCCCUCUGGUGUAUACUCAAAUCCAGCAGGCUCUGUCUGUGCUUGGAGACAGCUUCCUGGACCAGAACUAAAUCUAAUUUCAGGGAAAUGAAGAUGAAAAGUCUCUUUUAAAUUAAAUCACCGAUGUUGCUGCUGUUAGAUGGAAGGAUCCGUGUCUGUGACGAGAGGUGUGAAGCCUGAGGGAGGGAAACUGUGUGACCCACUCACCCUCCAUGACUUGUGUUUUCUUUUAACACACACAACACUGGUGUAGAGUCUUUGCUUUGCAAAUACUGAGCGUUAGGAUGGACUGGACCACCUUUCACAAAUGCCCAGAUAAGGCGGCCUCGACAGGAGGCCAGGAAAUGUGGUGGUGUGUUUCUAUCUGCCUGCUCUUGCCGUAGCCCAUGCUCAGACUGGAAUCUGAGCAGUUUGGGGCCGAUGCUCCAUUUCCAGACUAGGUCAUCUCUGCCUUGAAGCUCUGAAAGAGGAAGGGUUUAUGGAAAGACCUGUUGGUGAGAUUUUUGUGGUUGCCAUGGUAGUAGGAAAGUUAAGACAACUAGCCCUCAAGAAGACUACCUUUUAAUUGUUUUUUUAAUUUUCAAAGCACUCCUUUAAACAAACAAAAAAACUCGAAUGAAAACAUAAAAAUUACAGAAAGUGAGUGCCACCUCCUUUCUCCCAAGCAAGUACAGCUUCAUAACCCCCUGACCAGUGCUCAGGCCUUGCCUGCUUCUGGGAGACGACCCUGGGAGUCAGUCAGCUCUCAGGCCCAGGCUGUGCGGGGCCAGGCAGUCCCUGCACAAGGUCAGGCAGGAGCACAGGCCAGGCUGCUUUCGAGCAGGCCUCUGAACUCCAUCCCUAAAUGAGAAACUUGAUGAGGCAAGGGCUGAAGUUUCAUCAACUAAGAAACCAUUAGUUUUCCCCUCCAGCUACAUGGAAUCUAUAUAUUUAUUACUUUUUCCAUUUUUUUCAUCUUGUCUAGAUGAAGGACUAAAGGCUGAUCAUGAAAGGUCUUUGGGGGUCUAGGGACAGAUGAUGUCUGGCAUGUAUUUCAAAGCAUAGACUUCAUUACCUGCGCUGUUUGUCUAGUUUACAGGGAGAUUUAAUGUUGUAAGGUGUUUGUAUAUUUAUACAGCUGUAAUGAAUUGCACAUUGGACUGACGGGAUGAUCUAACCCUGUAUGAUGCCUGCUGGGACUCUGGCACUCCUGAACAAUACCAGGGCUGGGUGCUCGUUUGGCAUGGGUCCUUCACUUUUCAUUUGGGUUCCUUUUUGAAAUUGUAAUCUUUAAUUUGCUCUAUGAGAAGAAAAGAAUAAUUCUGUUGCUGCUCUUAGAAGGUCUGCUGAAUGCAUUUGAAUAAAACUCUGGUGCUGUGCACUGCAGCCAUCCACCAUAACCAGUAUCCGCCAAGAGUGGGUAAGACCAAGACUGUGGAGUAAGUCAGAUCAUCAGCUAGAGAUGAUUGCUGUUACCGUUCAAAAGGCCAUUUAUGAAGUAGGUACUUGAGCUCUGUAAAAUCCUAAGAGCACCCUGACUAUCUUACAGAAAUUACGAGUUGAUACAGAGCUGGUGUUAAAAGCUCACAGUCAGAGGUUAGGGGUGUAGCUUAGUGAUAGAGCAUUUUGGCAGUUCUGUGUGAUGCCCUUGGUUCAGUCCCCAGUACUGCAAAUCAGAGACAAAAGCCUCCCAGUAGAUAGCUGCUCAGACAGAAAGUCCAGGCAGAGGUUGGUCUCAUGCCAAAUCCUGGAUGUUACACGUUGCUUGUCAUGUCUUUAAUUGUCUUUUUUCCCAUGCUGUGUAUUCUGGCAUCAGCUCUCCUAAGGACUCCACCAGCCUUCUCAUGGUUACACAUUGUCUUAGACUUUGUGGCUCUAAAGUACUUACAUGUUGAGAGCCAAGUCUCUCGUCACCAUCCCCAUGCUGUGACAGAACCCAUGAAGCAUAAGUGGCCUUUUUGAACCAAGACUUUGCAAACUGAUCUCUCCCCAGUGAAGGAGUUGAGCACAAGCAACAAUGUACAUUAUUAAUUUUGGAUUUCAUUUUCAUGUUUUAUUUUGUAAAUAUCUGAUGUUUGAAGCUUGAGUAUACAAAAUGUAAAUACAGUUCUUGUAUUUGUACUAAUCUUGAUUCUUUUGCUGUAUAGCCCUAGAUGUGUAAUGCAGACAUUAUUUAACUGUGUAUGGUAACCUUGCAUCACAGAGCUGCUAGUGAACGAGGUAAAAAUAAUAAAGGUACAACCAGUGCAUCAAUGA